This is a messenger RNA of Dothidotthia symphoricarpi CBS 119687, 1270 nucleotides long. RefSeq names its product bifunctional dihydrofolate reductase-thymidylate synthase. NCBI's taxonomy places the organism in Eukaryota, Fungi, Ascomycota, Dothideomycetes, Pleosporales, Dothidotthiaceae. Gene Ontology annotation, molecular function: thymidylate synthase activity. The transcript has a single exon. The record is from RefSeq and is a predicted model, not a curated record. The coding region runs from base 87 to 1130 and encodes 347 amino acids. Gene Ontology annotation, biological process: dTMP biosynthetic process. Gene Ontology annotation, cellular component: cytosol; mitochondrion.
CGCGUUUCGCGACUGGAAUAGUUUUCCCAGUCUGCUCUUCUAAAAACCUUUCAACAACAGUUACAUUGGACCUUUAAAUCCUCGCUAUGUCUUCCUCAGUUCUCGAGUCAGUAAUCUCCCAUUCGACCCCUAAAGAAGCCGCAACAACCAGCGCCUCGAAGCCCACCACCACGCCCAGCGACCCCUCCCACGAAGAAUACCAAUACCUCAACCUCAUCCGCGAUAUCCUUGAAAAUGGCGAGCACCGCCCCGACCGCACCGGCACCGGCACAACCUCCAUCUUCGCGCCCCCACAGUUAAAAUUCGCCCUGUCCAGACCGUCCAGCCCCUCCGACCCCACCAGCCCACCAGAACUCAUCCUUCCGCUCCUAACAACAAAACGCGUCUUCCUCCGCGCCGUAGUCGGCGAACUUCUCUGGUUCAUCGCAGGCAGCACAUCCUCGAAACCGCUCGCCGACGCCGGCAUCAAGAUCUGGGACGGCAACGGCAGCCGGGCGUUCCUCGAUAGCGUGGGCUUGUCGCAUCACGAGGAGGGGGAUCUGGGGCCUGUGUACGGCUUCCAAUGGCGACAUUUCGGCGCAGAAUACAAGGGACAUGCGCACGAUUACACAGGGGAAGGUGUAGACCAACUUGCCGAAGUCAUCGACAAGUUGAGGAACAAACCGUAUGACCGACGCAUCAUCCUGAGUGCAUGGAAUCCCGCGGAUCUUACCCAGAUGGCUCUCCCGCCCUGCCACAUGUUCGCGCAGUUCUACGUCUCCUUCCCCAAGCAAGCAGAGGGUGCCACUGCGAAACCACGGGGCGUGUUGCACUCGCUGCUCUACCAACGAUCCUGCGACAUGGGGCUCGGCGUCCCUUUCAAUAUCGCGAGUUAUGCCCUGUUGACGCACAUGCUGGCCCAUGUGUGCGAUCUGACACCCGGCACCUUUACACAUACUAUGGGCGACGCGCAUGUUUAUCUUGACCAUGUGGAUGCGCUAAACGUACAGUUGCAGCGGGAACCACGCGACUUCCCGACACUGAAGAUUGGGAGGGAGAGUGGGGGGAGUAUUGACGGGUGGAAGGCGGAGGAUUUUGAAGUCGUAGGAUACAAACCGCAUGGGGCUAUUGCGAUGAAGAUGAGUGUAUGAGAUGAAUUGGACUUGUAUAGCUAUUGCAUGAGAUCGGGCAAGAUUGGAUGACGGUCACCAACCCAAGCGAUAUUAUAUGUAUGUUGUUAACCAUAUAAGAUCUUCCCUGAACAUGACAUGGGACAUAUCCAGAUCUCGUC